GGAGACUUCUGGCGUCUUCCCCUGUGGCCGCUCCCUGCCUUAAAAGCCAGCCUUGGACACCUGCUGCCUGUUCCCAGCCUGGAUUCUAGGAUCCCUUUCCUUUGAGUCAACACCCGGAGCCUGCCUUCAAAAUCAGCACUAGGUUCUUUCCCUUGGGUACCUGGUGUGUCCCCUCCAGGGGCCCCCAUCCUGGGCCAUGGCCCAGAGGGCGGGCCUGGGGCCUGGGCAGCUGGAGGCUGUGGCCAUUCUGCUCUGUCUUGGACUAUUCUGGUCGGGAACAGGAACAGAAGGGACUGAAGCCCUCUGCGGUGUGGCCUCCCAAGCACGCAUCACAGGUGGGAGCAGUGCAGUCCCUGGUCAGUGGCCCUGGCAGGUCAGCAUCACCUACGAAGGCAUCCAUGUGUGUGGCGGUUCUCUCGUGUCUAAGCAGUGGGUACUGUCAGCUGCUCACUGCUUCCCCAGGGAGCACCGCAAGGAAGACUACGAGGUAAAGCUGGGGGCCCACCAGCUGGACUCCUACUCCCAAGAUACCCACUUCAGCACUGUGGCGCAAGUCAUCUCCCAUCCCAGUUACCGCCAGGAGGGCUCUCAAGGCGACAUCGCCCUCCUCCGCCUCAGCAGCCCUGUCCCCUUCUCCCGCUACAUCCGGCCCAUCUGCCUUCCUGCAGCCAACGCAUCCUUCCCCAAUGGCCUCCAAUGUACUGUCACUGGAUGGGGCCAUGUGGCCCCCUCAGUGAGCCUCCUGACCCCCAGGCCACUGCAGCAACUUGAGGUGCCACUGAUCAGCCGUGAGACGUGCAACUGCCUGUAUAGCAUCAACGCCAAGCCUGAUGAACCCCACUUCAUCCAGCAGGACAUGUUGUGUGCUGGCUACGUGAAGGGCGGCAAGGACGCCUGCCAGGGUGACUCUGGGGGCCCACUCUCCUGCCCUGUGGAGGGGCUCUGGUUCCUGGCAGGCAUCGUGAGCUGGGGUGAUGCCUGUGGGGCCCCCAACAGGCCUGGUGUAUACACUCUGACCUCUAGCUAUGCCUCCUGGAUCCACCACCACGUGGCAGAACUCCAUCCUCGUGUGGUACCCCAAAUCCAGGAGUCCCAACCUGAUGGCAACCUCUGCCGCCACCACCUGGCCUUCAACUCUGCUCCAGCCCAGGGCUUGCUAGGGCCCAUCCUGCUGCUGCCUCUGGGCCUGACCUUGGGCCUCCUCGGCCCAUGGCAUGAGAACUGA
Carlito syrichta (Philippine tarsier) is the source of this 1225-nucleotide messenger RNA. It is a transcript of the gene PRSS8, whose product is annotated as protease, serine 8. Gene Ontology annotation, biological process: positive regulation of sodium ion transport; proteolysis. Bases 197 to 1225 code for a protein of 342 amino acids. The record is from RefSeq and is a predicted model, not a curated record. Lineage: Eukaryota; Metazoa; Chordata; Mammalia; Primates; Tarsiidae. The transcript is spliced from 6 exons. Gene Ontology annotation, molecular function: sodium channel regulator activity; serine-type endopeptidase activity.